Messenger RNA from Puccinia triticina, 3543 nucleotides. RefSeq lists its product as uncharacterized. The record is from RefSeq and is a predicted model, not a curated record. Gene Ontology annotation, cellular component: cytoplasm. Gene Ontology annotation, molecular function: protein binding. Bases 1 to 3543 code for a protein of 1180 amino acids. The transcript has 15 exons. Gene Ontology annotation, biological process: tRNA methylation. Lineage: Eukaryota; Fungi; Basidiomycota; Pucciniomycetes; Pucciniales; Pucciniaceae.
AUGUCCCAGCAGACACGGGAGCUCUCGUCGAACGAUCGGUCUUUUGUGGGUCCGAUUACCUCCCUGCGAAUAAUUUCAAGCCCACUGAAGGCCAGCGAUCAGCUUCUACUAGUCGGAUCGGGAUCCUUCCUGUCAAUUUUCAGCUUGGCACCCUCAACUCAUCUUCCCUCCAGAAGAAAUUCUGAGCCGCCAAAGCUAUAUCGCAAGGUCUUGACUCAUGAUCGCAUCCACCGUAUCAAGCCUCUUGAAUAUCCCAAAGGCAAUGUAGAAGGACCCAUUGACACUCUUAGCGGCUCAUUUGUCUGUGCAGGGGGAAGAGAAUUCGCUAUCUGCUCUCUUGAGAGCUCCCUUGUCAAUGUGGACGCCCAAGAGUGUAAGAAUUCCGCAAGGUCAGAAACUUUCAACUUGUCGAAUCCCUCUUGGCCUUUUUUUGCGCGUCGAUAUCGCGAUUUCAUAUUUAAAAAACUGAAGGCUCUUACCAUCGAUGAUUGGAUAAUAGAUAUUGACUACCGUGGUCGAUCUUCCACCGGGCACACGCAGAUUGCUCUGCUUACAGCCCACAAUCGAUUGAUAAUUUAUCGACUAGACGCUUGUGGACACCUACAAGAGAUAUCCUCUGUUGCUUGUCAAGACACCACGCUAUUGCUGUCAGGCCAGAUUCUGAUUCGAGAGCAAGACCAACUCGACAUCUUUUGCAUAGCAGGUGGAGCUAUAUCAGGCAAUGUGACGAUAUGGGAAUGGAAAGCCGACAAUCAAUGUCAAUCUAUCCAGUCAAUCCAAACCACUCUCAUCGGCCAUAGAGGUGCUGUAUACGAUCUGUCAUAUUCGGCUCUAGGAGAAAAGCUCUGUACCGCAUCAGAGGACAGGUCUCUACGCGUUUGGGACCUCACAAAUCCAGGCACUCCCGCUCUUGUCCUCUGGGGCCACUUGGGACGUGUUUGGCGUGUUCAUUGGUGGAAUAGUGAGCAGCUGACCAGCGUAGGAGAAGACUGUCGAGCUUUGACGUGGAAAAUUUCCACACCUAGAACCCCUGACACUCUAGAGACUGGCAGCAACAACCGGACAAAAUUUUCCCCUAAACCAUUCUCCAUAAUACAAUCCGCUCAUGACGGAAGGUCCAUUUGGUCCGUCACGCAUGAUGAAAAGACUGGUUACUUGCUUACCGGAGGAGCCGACGGAAAAAUUUGUUCAGCUUUGAUAGAGCCAAAUAAUAAUACUGCCGAAAUCAUCUCCAAAAAGAUCAGCAGUACCAAUCAAAGCUCCAUCAAAGCUUUCAACGUUAGUUCGGACGCAAGCAAAGUUGUAUUUGUAUGCCAAGAUGGAUCUAUUUAUACACGUUUUCUUUUCGAUAAGAAUUCUCCCGAAACUUUGGUCUACCGUCAUCAUUCCGCUUUCCGUUCACAAUGCCAUGUACGAUUUGUACCAGGAUGCGAUCGCGCGGCAUUUAUUGCCACCAACCAAGGCCAUCUGCUUUCUAUUCAUGACAUAGGAGAAUCUGAUCCAAAGACUCAACUUCAUGAUCUCGGGCAUACAAUUACCAUGUUUACGGUUUGCGUCACAACAGAUUUAAACGUAUUUGCUUUGAUAUAUGACUGCAAGCAAAAUGCCUGUCUUCUUUACAAGAUUUCGGAAAACAGGGAUCCAGAACUAAUAUUUCGGAUGUGCCUCCGGUCUAUGAAGACUCCCACCUGCAUAAAGCUUCUGGAAACCAAGGACCCAGCACGUUUAUUGGUCUUUGCUGGUGAUGUCACCGGAUGUCUAGCCGUGAGCGAGGUAUCGCAGAAGGAGAGCUGCAUUGGUCCGAUUGCAUCACUGCACGAAAACGGCAUUCUUGAUAUUGAUCUUGACCAGAAACAAGAUCACUCAUUCAAUUGCUACAAGAAUUGCUUGAGCUUAAGCACUCUUGGACAUGAUGGAAAUUUAACAAAAUGCUAUGUGGAAGUCGUGAACAACGAAAUCAAAAUCUUACAGAUCCAUCAAAAUCCGAUCAGUAAAGGCAGUCUUGAAACAUUUCUCGACUAUCCUCACAACUUGCGCUACAUCGCUGGAUUUGAAAAGGCUUGGUGGAAGAUUUUCGAUCGUCACACUGGUUCGAUGAUCGGCAGUUGUAAAGUUGCCUGCAACGGAAAGCCGAACAUGUGGGUUUGUCGGAACCGUGCAAAUCGAAGCUUUCUUUUCUAUCAGCAAAAAGGAUCUAUUUUGGUAGACGAACUAUCGCUUCCGAGCAUAAGUAGUCCCAUGAGCUUUAUGCCCGACUUCGGGACUCAUGGUCGAGAGAUUAAUUGUCUAAAAGUGGCAUCUGUUUUUCAAGGCCUAUCUGAAAUAGUAGCCACUGGUUCUGAGAACGGAGUUUUGGAGCUGUCUCUGAAUCAACGCCAGAGUACUUCUGAGCCACUAAUCAGAGUAUAUAGGAAUGCUAGAAUUCCUUUUGCAGUCAAGUGCCUGGCAUGGUUGAAAAAUUCUUCUCAAUGUGGUGUUACGCAAAAGUUUUGCAAUGGAUUUCAGGUUCAAAGGGACUCCCUCUUUUUGGUUAUAUCUGGCUCCCGAGAAAUGUUUCAAAUAUUUCAAAUCACUUUAGAUUGGCAUCCGAAGGCGAGCUCUAUAAACGAAAUCGACUUGGGCGUCAUGCCAUGGUCAUGCUUUAGUCAACGUUCUGCGGAAGAAAGCGAAGUUAGAAUCAUGGAUUUGGAUCCCUUACAUUUGGGUGAUGCAGUCUGGUUAUUGUCGACCUCACAAAGCGAUGGAAAUAUCAGAGUAUGGACCUUGGACGUAGACAAAAAGGAGCAACAGCUUCUUUUUCAAUACAAAACUCAUUAUUGCGUCUUCUCCAUCCAACUGCUUCAUCUCGAAGUGUUGAAUGUGUGGGAAAUAUUGAUACUGGCCGGAUUGGCUGACGGGACUGUCCGUGUUUUGACCCUGCCAAAAAUUGACUUCGCCGCAAUCAAGGAGGGCAAGAUUCUAGAAUCUCAGACCAUAGAACUUUUGUUGACUCUGCCUCACCAUCAAAGUGGUGUGAGGUGUGUAAAAAGCUAUUCACAAAAUAAGCGACUGAUUAUUGCUACUGGAGGGGACGAUAACUCUUUAGUUGUACAGUGCCUGGAAUUCUUUCGAAGGGGGUCGACUGGUUCGCUGGAAGCAAAUGUCAUUGAUGAUAUUUCUGGAUUCAGCCAAAGACCUCAAUCUAAUGAAGCGAUGAUUCCAGAUGUUUUUAUGUUAGGUUUUCACUCUCUCGACGAUGAGCAGGGGAUUAAAGAUAGAAUAACACUAUUCAGCGUUUCCGCCGACCAAAAGCUCAAGGUUUGGUCUAUCAAUUCGACGCCCAAGGCAAACAGUCCGCCGCAAAUCGAUUUACUAAACAUCUUCCACACCGACGUCGCUGAUUGUACUUCCAUAGAUCUUGCAGUUGAUCUUACAAAUCAUUCUACGCAUCAGAUUGGCAAACAUGCUUAUCGAUCAAAUCACAAUCCUUGCAUCUUCUUGGCUGGGAUUGGUGUUGAAAGAAGACAGUUGACUACUUCUGUUUUCAAUCCAUCAUCGCUCUGA